Fulvia fulva is the source of this 768-nucleotide messenger RNA. RefSeq lists its product as uncharacterized. NCBI's taxonomy places the organism in Eukaryota, Fungi, Ascomycota, Dothideomycetes, Mycosphaerellales, Mycosphaerellaceae. Bases 1 to 768 code for a protein of 255 amino acids. The transcript has a single exon. The record is from RefSeq and is a predicted model, not a curated record.
AUGUCGACCACAUCAGAUGAAGGCGACGCCAGCUCAAGCGACUCCAGUCCACAGACGACGCCGGAGAAAUUCAAGAUGAGCAAGAAGCAGAGAUUGGAGAAGUGGAAGAGAGUGGGUGAAUCUGGUGGCGUUGGGAUCUUGGAGAAGGCCAGAGCGAGGUUGCGCGCCAUGAAACCCAAGGGCGACGAGCAGUCCUCAAAUCCGCCAAAGGCUCAGCCAGCAGCACAGACAGUUCCACCCGCCUCGAAGCAGCCCGUCACGUCCCUCCCUCAGCGCGCGCCAUCGAAGGUCGUCAAGCCAGCUCAGCGGCCAGCCUCCAGACCAUCGACUCGACCGGCCACCACUUUGCCAAGCAACAUCGACAGCGGUAACGCCGCGCGCGCCAUCGCAGCAUUUCGACAAGAACAGCGCCGCAAGCUCCCGCCAAAGGGCAUCUUCACCGCACCGCAGCCAGGCUUGAAGCGAGUCAUGCCAAUCCCGGUCCAUGCGCCACCGCCGCCGCUUCAGCAGUAUCGAAAUCCGCUCGCCAAUGCAUACUGGUCGUACAUACCUGCCAUGCGUGAAGGUAAUCCGGUAUCCGGCCUUUCGUCCGCGCCAUCAUUCAUGAUGAAUCCUCUUCAUGUUCCACAAGAGGAGCGUGUUGCUGAGCUUGUGCGGUUGCAUGAGCAGUAUCAACAGACUGGAGAGAUUGGCGGACUACCAAUAGCGACGCCAAAACAGCAGAGAGGUCCAGGAGUGGCGCGCGGAGGAUACUAUCAGUGGCACUGA